Pecten maximus is the source of this 4687-nucleotide messenger RNA. RefSeq names its product deoxyuridine 5'-triphosphate nucleotidohydrolase-like. The record is from RefSeq and is a predicted model, not a curated record. NCBI's taxonomy places the organism in Eukaryota, Metazoa, Mollusca, Bivalvia, Pectinida, Pectinidae. Gene Ontology annotation, biological process: dUMP biosynthetic process; dUTP catabolic process. Gene Ontology annotation, molecular function: dUTP diphosphatase activity; magnesium ion binding. Bases 155 to 595 code for a protein of 146 amino acids. The transcript has 6 exons.
AUUAUCAGCUUUCGGCACACCUCAGAAGUUUACACCUUUAACGACUGUGUAGAAAACAUUGGGCGGAAUAGAGCAAUCCACACAUCAACGUGCAACACUUCGGAGGGUAUGCUUGAGUAAGGAACAAGGACCCGUUGUGAAAAAGUGUAAGACGAUGUCACUUGACAAUGUCAUUUUGAGGUUCGUUAAAAUUACUAAAAAUGCCUUCACUCCAAUUCGAUGUUCCAAACUGGCCGCGGGAUACGAUCUGCGUAGCGCCUAUGACUAUACUAUUCCAGGCAGGGGCAAACAGCUGGUAAAAACAGAUAUCCAGAUAGCUUUGCCGGACGGAUGUUAUGGACGUAUAGCGCCGAAGUCAGGCUUAGCAACCGAACAUUUCAUAGAUAUUGGAGCGGGCGUUAUAGAUCAGGAUUACCGUGGAAAUGUGGGCGUGGUCAUGUUCAACCAUGCAGAGACAGAAUAUAAAGUAAGCAAAAAAGACAAGAUUGCCCAGCUGAUCUGUGAGAGGAUAUACAUUCCUAAACUAGAAGAAAAAGAGAAGUUGGACGACACAGAUCGUGGGUCUGGUGGAUUUGGAUCAUCAGGGAAAAACUGAAGAGUGCAAAGAAAACGUGGAGGAUGUUUAGCGGACGAUGUUUAAUGGAAGAUGUUCAGUUUUGUUUUCUUUUUCAAUAUCUGCCGGAAAUUUCUAACUUCAAAUAAAUGUCAGCAGCUGUCAUUUUGAUUAUGAACUAGUCUUAAAUAGGAAAGGGAGAUCACUCGUUUUACUUUCAACAUCACGAAUUCCAAGGGACAAUUCAGACAAUGACAUUAACAAUAUGCUAGUAUACAUCAGAUGGUAAGGGACGAUUCAGAUAAUGACAUUAACAAUAUGCUAGUAUACAUCAGAUGGUAAGGGACAAUUCAGAUAAUGACUUUACCAAUAUGCUAGUAUACAUCAGAUGGUAAGGGACAAUUCAGAUAAUGACAUUAACAAUAUGCUAGUAUACAUCAGAUGGUAAGGGACAAUUCAGAUAAUGACAUUAACAAUAUGCUAGUAUACAUCAGAUGGUAAGGGACAAUUCAGAUGACAUUAACAAUAUGCUAGUAUACAUCAAAUGGUAAGGGACAAUUCAGACAAUGACAUUAACGAAAUGUUGGUAUUAAUCAAAGUUAUAUAGAGUAGUGAUUUCUAACUACAAUAGUAAUUGAAUCGCCUGUUAUUGACCUAUUUAAUGAUACAUGAGAAAUCUAUGUAUAUUUCCAUAUCAAUCAGAUUGUAUAUAUAAACAAUGUUUAACUAGAUUUGGUAAGUUACAAUGUAUAUCUAGAAAGUUAUGUACUAUGUGUCUUUGUAAUGCCAUCACUCAUUUAAGGAUUGAAUCUUGAUUUGGUCGAUUUCAUGUGGUCAUGAAUUGAAUUGCUCUUGGGACAAAUCGCUGAACUACGAAGCAGGUCAUGUUGAAUUUGUCUCAAGAGCAACUCAAUUCAUGACCACAUGAAAUCGACCAAAUCAAGAUUCAAUCCUUAUAUUUCAAUUGGGUUUUUUUUCGAAUACAAAAGUCGGUCUAGAUAUUAAUGUCUUGAAUCUUAUGCAAGCCCAAAUGCGGAAAUGCCCGAGGAGUUCCGAAUUGUGCAUGUCUAGUCGGUCGAGUAUAUAUAGUCCGCCAUUUUAGGAUUAAAAGCAGUAUUAUUUUGUCAAAAUAUAAGUAUUUAGCAUAUCUGGUUUUUCAUGAAAUACAAGAAUACAUUAUAAAUUUGAUAAUUUUAAUAAUUAUUCCAUGUUUAUAACAAUGUAGAAAAUGUGAAAUCGUUCCGCGGAAGGAUUUUGUCUAGGUAUUCAAACGCACUGAUCAGUGUUAAUCUGGUCAAAUUCAUGAGCAAAUGAAACCGAUUAAGUUUGGUAGUUUCAAUGAGUCUAACUUUAGUAGAAAUUGAAAUAUUGAUCAUUGUAAUGUCAACACUCAUUGAUCAUUGUAAUGACAACACUCAUUCAUCAUUAUGUCAUCACUUAUUCAUCAUUUUGACAUCUCUCAUUGGAUCAUUGUAAUGUCAACUCAUUGAUCAUUGUAAUGAAAACACUCAUUGAUCAUUGUAAUGUCGACACUCAUUGAUCAUUAUGUCAUCACUCGUAAAUCAUUAUGUCAUUACUCAUUGAUCAUCAUUAUGUCAUCACUCAUUGAUCAUUAUGUCAUCAAUCAUUGGAUCAUUGUAAUAUCAUCACUCAUUGAUCAUUGUAAUGUCAACACUCGUUGAUCAUUGUAAUGUCAACACUCAUUCAUCAUUAUGUCAACACUCAUUGUAAUGUAAACACCCAUUGAUCAUUGUAAUGUCAUCACCCAUUGAUUAUUGCAAUGUCAACACCCAUUGAUCAUUGUAAUGUCAUCACCCAUUGAUUAUUGCAAUGUCAACACUCAUUGAUUAUUGUAAUGUCACUCAUUUAUCAUUCUAAUGUCAACACUCAUUGAUUAUUGUAAUGUCACUCAUUUAUCAUUCUAAUGUCAACACUCAUAGGGUCAAUGUCAUCACUCAUUGAUUGUUUUGUCAACACUCAUUCAGUCAUUGUUUUAUGUCAACACUCAUAGGGUCAAUGUCAUCACUCAUUGAUUAUUGUAAUUGUCAAGAGACAUCAAUCAUUAAUCUUUGUAACGUCAUCAAUCAUACAUCAUUGUAAUGUCAAAACCAUAAAUCAUCAAUAUAUAAACACAUUGAUCGUUUAACGUCAACAUUCAUUGAAUCAUUGCAAUGUCAACACUCAUUGAACGUUUUAAUGCCAUUUUGAAACUUCUUAAGUUCCAAAAAUGGGGUUCAGAUCAAAUUUGCUUUGACUGGUCUCGAGUGUUGUUAUUUUUCGGGUCAGUCCAAAAUGCAUGAUGGCCAUCACCAUCAUCAUGGCAGCCAUUUGAAAAAUAUUUUUUUAAAUUUUUUUCCUGCAGUUUCACUGGUGCCAUAGAACUGGAGUACGGGAUAAAAUUAUCACGUACCUUUCAACCACGGGAUAACCUUGUGAAAUAUUUGAGAAAGGGAAUUCUCCCACCAGCACUAGUUAUAGGUCUAUAAUUUACUACACUUACUUGUAGUUAAUACCAAGUAACGAAACUUAUGUCAUAUCACCAUCGAUUCAGCAAUAGCAGAAGGGACGAAAUAUUAACACAAGAUGAUGAACAUUAUGUACCAUGACACAAGUUCUGGUCGCCAUCAGGGUGAGUGAACAUACUAUAUAGAUCAGUGUUUAAACUACAGAUGUCAACUUUAAAAUAAUGAAAAACAUACAAUAAAGACUCGGAGCUGUGACUAUAUAGUUUAAUGACAAUACAGAAAGGCAAGAUACAUUAUUGUUAUACAAACAGUUAAUGUCCCACUGUACGCUACCAGACCAGGCUCAGUAACUGACCAGUAUACCAGGCUCAGAAAUUGUCCAAUUUACCAGGCUCAGAAACUGACCAGUAUACCAGGCUCAGAAACUGACCAGUAUACCAGGCUCAGAAAUUGUCCAAUUUACCAGGCUCAGAAACUGACCAGUAUACCAGACUCAGAAAUUGUCCAGUAUACCAGGCUCAGAAACUGACCAGUAUACCUGACCAGACUCAGAAAUUGUCAAGUUUACCAGGCACAGAAACUGACCAGUAUACAAGACUCAGAAACUGACCAGUAUACCAGGCUCAGAGACUGACCAGUAUACCAGGCUCAGAAAUUGUCCAGUAUACCAGGCUCAGAAAUUGUCCAGUUUACCAGACUCAGAAAUUGUCAAGUAUACAAGACUCAGAAACUGACCAGUAUACCAGGCUCAGAAACUGACCAGUAUACCAGGCUCAGAAACUGACCAGUAUACCAGGCUCAGAAACUGACCAGUAUACCAGACUCAGAAACUGACCAGUAUACCAGACUCAGAAAUUGUCCAGUUUACCAGGCUAAGGAAUCGUCCAGUUUACCAGACUCAGAAAUUGUCUAGUAUACCAGACUCAGAAACUGACCAGUAUACCAGGCUCAGAGACUGACCAGUAUACCAGGCUCAGAAAUUGUCCAGUAUACCAGGCUCAGAAACUGACCAGUAUACCUGACCAGACUCAGAAAUUGUCAAGUUUACCAGGCACAGAAACUGACCAGUAUACAAGACUCAGAAACUGACCAGUAUACCAGGCUCAGAGACUGACCAGUAUACCAGGCUCAGAAAUUGUCCAGUAUACCAGGCUCAGAAAUUGUCCAGUAUACCAGACUCAGAAACUGACAAGUAUACCAGGCUCAGAAACUGACCAGUAUACCAGGCUCAGAAACUGACCAGUAUACCAGGCUCAGAAACUGACAAGUAUACCAGGCUCAGAAAUUGACAAGUAUACCAGACCAGGUUCAGAAAUUGUCCAGUAAACAGUAUACUUGACUAUUUCUGGCCCAAGUCCGAUAUACUGGACUUUUUCUGACAAGGUCCAGAAAUAUAGUCCCACUAUACCAGACAAGGCCCAGGGGUAGUCUUUAUACCAGAUCUGGCCCAGAAAUAGUCCAAUUGUAUCCGGCUGAGAAAGAAAGUAGUGGUUGUCCAAAACAAGUAUCGGGAUGUUACCAUGGAGAGGCAGACAUCCCUUAGGUAUAUCACAACAUUGUUUUGUUUUGUUGGUAUAAAAUUUCAUGGGGAAAAAUAAAACAACAUAGCCUUUUAGAGUAUUUCAUGCAAAGGUAUAUAAAUUCUGGCCAAAUACAGACCCCUAUAAAA